GAACGACCAAAUAAACUGAUCGCAAGAACGCGCGAACUGCCCAUUUCCCCACUUUUAUUCUCCAUCUCUCGUCCCUCUCCAACUUUUAUCCGAUUCCCGAAAAUAGAACAGAAUCUAAGCGCAUAUUUGUUCAUGGCUUCAAGUUGUUUCCUGCAGUGGCGAUAGAUUCUCUGUGUCAAAUCCCAAUCUUGUUCUGGAAAUUUUCUGGCGGAAGCAAUUCCUUGAAGCAGUUCAAGAAGAAUGGGUACCGGUACGUCCAAGAAUUUGGAUGGUGGCUCUCAUGGUAACGAAGAAGAGCGGGAGGAAAACCUAGACCAAGCGGGUGGACAGCUCUAUAUUUCCUUGAAGAUGGAGAAUUUUAAACUCAAAGGCGAGCUCAUUCCUCAUAUUUACGGCUCUGUCCCGCUUGUUGGUUCGUGGGAUUCAUCUAAAGCUCUCUCUUUAGAACGUGAAUCAGCAUCAAUGUGGGAAUUGAGCUUUGUCGUUCCUCCUAAUCACGAAUCUCUGGAUUUCAAGUUCCUGUUGAAGCCGAGGUAUAGCAAUUCACCUUGUAUUGUCGAGGAGGGUCCCAACCGUCUACUCUCUGGAGGAAUGCUGCAAGGGGACACCAGGAUGGCUCUUUUCAAAUUGAGUGCUGAUGAGGUUUUGGAGUACAGGGUAUUCAUUAAAGCAGACAGGGUUUCGCCCUUUGAUCUUGCUGCAAGUUGGAGGGCGUAUCAAGACAAUCUUCGUCCUUCAGCUGUUCGUGGAAUUCCUGAUGUGAGCAUAAAUUCAGUGUCGGAGACAGGUCCGGAGAAUAACUCAUCCGUUAGCUUGGAGCUCGAUCUUGAACACUACGUGGUUCCAGCUCCUUCAAACUCAGGCUUUGUAUAUGCAGCCAACUUGACGGAGACUCCAAGAUCAUUAACUGGCUUUGGGGUUCAUUUCAAUGCUGAUGGCCCGGGAAACACUUCAUCAUCUAAGGAGAGUGGAGUUGUUGGGGAUCGAUCAACAAAUGUAAAGGUGUUUUCUUGCUUGUUUUUUNAUCCACCCAAGAUGUAUAUGGGUUCCGGAACGGUUGAAUCAAAGUCGGUAGGGACGUUUUCUCAUUUGCAAAAGCAAGACAGUCAUAGGGGGCUUUUUGUGGAUCGAGGUGUUGGAUCCCCUAGGCUUGUUAAAUCAGCUAGUACCAGCACUAUCUUUUCAGAUCUGAAAUUGGAUACGGAGUCCAAGAAUUCAAUGCCAGCAGCAGCGGGAGCUGUUGCAGCUGCAGCUGUUGCUGAUCAAAUGCUUGGUCCAAAGGAGGAUAGACAUUUGGCAAUUGUCUUGGUUGGUUUGCCAGCUCGAGGCAAAACUUUUACUGCAGCUAAGCUUACAAGAUAUCUUCGUUGGUUAGGUCAUGAGACAAAGCAUUUCAACGUUGGCAAGUACCGACGCCUUAAACAUGGAGCUAAUCAGUCUGCUGACUUUUUCCGAGCUGACAAUCCAGAAGGCAUGGAGGCACGUAAUGAGGUAGCAGCUUUAGCUAUGGAGGAUAUGAUAUCUUGGAUGCAAGAAGGUGGCCAGGUUGGAAUACUUGAUGCCACAAACAGUACCAGGAAACGGAGAAACAUGUUGAUGAAAUUGGCUGAAGGAAAAUGUCGGAUAAUUUUUCUGGAAACUCUAUGCAAUGAUCAGCGCAUCAUUGAAAGGAAUAUACGUCUUAAAAUACAACAAAGUCCUGAUUAUGCUGAGGAGACAGAUUUUGAGGCUGGAUGUCGAGACUUCAAAGCUCGACUAGACAACUAUGAAAAAGUCUAUGAGCCUGUUGAAGAGGGAUCUUACAUUAAAAUGAUCGACAUGGUUAGUGGCCAUGGAGGACAGAUUCAAGUCAACAACAUCAGCGGGUAUCUCCCUGGACGUAUUGUCUUUUUCUUGGUGAAUACCCAUCUCACUCCACGGCCGAUAUUGCUCACUAGGCAUGGAGAGAGUAUGGAUAAUGUUCGAGGUAGGAUUGGAGGUGACAAUGAAUUAAGUGAGGCUGGAGAAGUUUACUCUAAGAAGCUUGCUAACUUUGUUGAAAAACGACUGAAGUCCGAACGGGCUGCCUCUAUUUGGACCAGCACACUUCAGCGAACAAUUUUGACUGCGAGUCCUAUUGUUGGAUUCCCUAAGAUUCAAUGGCGUGCACUUGAUGAGAUAUAUGUUGGAGUUUGCGAUGGAAUGACUUAUGAAGAGACAAAGAAAAACAUGCCCGAGGAGUACGAGGCACGCAAGAAGGACAAAUUGAGAUAUAGAUAUCCUCGUGGAGAAUCUUAUUUGGAUGUUAUCCAAAGGCUUGAACCAGUAAUUAUUGAGCUUGAAAGACAACGUGCGCCGGUUGUCGUUAUUUCUCAUCAGGCGGUCUUGAGAGCGUUAUAUGCUUAUUUUGCUGAUAGGCCCCUAAAAGAAAUUCCACACAUUGAGGUUCCACUUCAUACAAUAAUUGAGAUUCAAAUGGGAGUCACGGGUGUGCAAGAAAAAAGAUACAAACUUAUGGAUUAACAAACCCUGUGGAUGGUUAAUCUAUAAUUCUCAUAUACUUCAAGGAGUUCCUAUGCAUUCUUUUAAUUCUCAUUCAUUACCAAGAUGUUGGUCUCGUAAAUUGUGCCGCUCUUAUCAUCAACCUUAACCUCCGAUGCAAAUGUGAGUGACUAAAACUCGUUUUCGUUUUCGUUUCUGUAAUAGUGAUGUCUACGCAUGUAACUAAUACUCGGGCAGGAGGGUGGAGUGGUUAAACAAAAGUCUCUUCCAUUCAAAGCAGGACUAGGAGGAGUUCAGUUCUAUCUAUGCUGUUCAAUUAUUAUUGAAAUAAAGGAAGUUUUGAAUAGUAAAGUUAUGAAUAUUAGCAGGUGGUAGCAGAA
Messenger RNA from Cucurbita pepo subsp. pepo (vegetable marrow), 2861 nucleotides. The record is from RefSeq and is a predicted model, not a curated record. NCBI's taxonomy places the organism in Eukaryota, Viridiplantae, Streptophyta, Magnoliopsida, Cucurbitales, Cucurbitaceae.